Pelobates fuscus (common spadefoot toad) is the source of this 824-nucleotide messenger RNA. RefSeq names its product histone H2A.V. Gene Ontology annotation, molecular function: protein heterodimerization activity; DNA binding; structural constituent of chromatin. Bases 145 to 531 code for a protein of 128 amino acids. The record is from RefSeq and is a predicted model, not a curated record. The transcript has 5 exons. Gene Ontology annotation, cellular component: nucleosome; chromatin. Gene Ontology annotation, biological process: heterochromatin formation. Lineage: Eukaryota; Metazoa; Chordata; Amphibia; Anura; Pelobatidae.
AUGUCCUCUCGCUCGGGCCUGACGGGCAGGGGGGGUUAUUGUGUGUGUGAGGCUAGGAGUGCGCGGUACCGGCGGCAGAGCGGAGCGUAGUUACUGGGCAACUUCUAACGGAAUUCCUCACGGCGACGCUCGGACCUCCGGAACAUGGCUGGUGGUAAGGCUGGCAAAGAUAGCGGGAAGGCUAAGGCCAAAGCUGUAUCUCGCUCCCAAAGAGCAGGCUUGCAGUUUCCAGUGGGCCGUAUCCACAGACACUUGAAGACCCGUACUACAAGCCAUGGACGUGUUGGUGCUACAGCAGCUGUAUACAGUGCUGCAAUUCUGGAAUAUCUCACUGCCGAAGUUUUGGAGCUGGCAGGAAAUGCCUCCAAAGAUCUAAAGGUGAAGCGUAUCACUCCUCGUCACUUGCAGCUAGCCAUCCGUGGAGAUGAAGAGUUGGACUCUCUCAUCAAGGCAACCAUUGCCGGAGGAGGUGUCAUUCCCCACAUCCACAAAUCGCUGAUUGGAAAAAAGGGACAGCAGAAAACUGCAUAAGGAAUCAGUGUCCUGCUGCCCUCUACUAUUGUACUGUAACUGGGACAGAAGAAAAAAAAAUGGGGAUAUGUGGAAUUUGUUUUGUUUAUUUUCAUUUAAUUUUUUUUUAAAGAACUAGUUAAAUGGAAGAGCAUAGACACCAGAGUGUAGAUUUGAGAACAUUUGUAUGUUGUUUAGGUAAAGUUUCACAGAAAAGUUCUUUGAGUCAUGUGACUGAAAUCUGUGUGUUGAUUGGCUAGGUUUCUCCCGUGUGUUUUAUACAAAAAUGGAACAGAUAAACCAUUUUUUACAUA